Clarias gariepinus (North African catfish) is the source of this 609-nucleotide messenger RNA. It is a transcript of the gene s100a11, whose product is annotated as S100 calcium binding protein A11. Bases 23 to 394 code for a protein of 123 amino acids. The record is from RefSeq and is a predicted model, not a curated record. The transcript is spliced from 3 exons. Lineage: Eukaryota; Metazoa; Chordata; Actinopteri; Siluriformes; Clariidae. Gene Ontology annotation, cellular component: perinuclear region of cytoplasm. Gene Ontology annotation, molecular function: transition metal ion binding; calcium ion binding.
GUUUUCCGCUGAGCUGUGCUUUAUGGUGAAGGGAAUAAAAGUCGAGGUGAGAAUGAAAAGAAACACACCUUUGCUCGCUUCUUCUCACAACACAACUCUCCUCAGUGUAAAACUCCCGUUCCAGUUAGACAUGGAGUCUGCCAUUAAUGUCCUUGUGGCCCAGUUCAAGACCUACGCUGCUAAAGACGGCAGCUCACACACUCUGAGCAAAGAAGAAUUCCAGGGUCUUGUUGCAUCCCAACUACCAAAUCUUGUCAAGAAUGCCAGCGAUCCUGCUGUGAUCAACCAUCUCAUGAGCUCCUUGGAUGAGAACAAUGAUGGGGAACUGACAUUUCAGGAAUUCUGGCAGCUGAUUGGCAAACUGGCAUGCACACAUGGUGGCUUCAGCCAAUAACUUUAAAGGCAAACAAUUUGAAAUAUCUCACUCAUACACAUGCAAGCAAUUCAGGUCAAACAGAGCCACAAGACCUUCCCAUCUUGCUCGAACACAAAAGAGUGUAAGUUAACCAUUGACAAAGACAAGAGAUGUGACACAAAAAAGCUUUUGUUGUAGUCAUAAUUAUUAUCUUGCUUUUAUGAACCCUGUAAUAAAGGAUUACAUACAUGUGA